GACGUCUCGCAACACAAAAAAAACGUUUCGGUUUCGUUUCGUCAGAAGCAGACGAACUGAUCUGUUGCUGUUAGACGCAGUUAAAAUAGAGCCCGUUGCGGUCGCGCCGUGUUACGAAGGAGCGAGAAUGAGCGCUCAAAUCUCCCGAAUGAUCUGCGCCCACGGCGGGGCUAUGAACUACGAUGAUGUGCUCGCUGGUGUCAGAUUUGACACUUGCGCCUUAAACGACUCUUCUGACAAUUUCCACAUUGUUGUUCUCAACGGGAGGAAGAGGAUGAUCGCCAAAACAAACGUCAGACUCUGCAAAGCGAGAAUGUGUGAUAACUGUAGUAACUUGCAUCUGUGCAAAUUCUACCUAUUUGGAGACUGCAAGAACAUUAAAGAAAGAGGGAGUUGCCGUUUCUGCCAUAACCUGAGCACGGAGCACAACAGCAGAGUGCUUCGAGAGCACAGUCUGCAGGGACUGGACCGGACCCAGCUGUGCACGUUGCUGCUUCAGAAUGACAGCACGCUUCUGCCACCUGUGUGCUUUUUGUACAACCAAGGGAGCGGGGAGUAUGGAAACUGCAAGCAACAGGAUAGCUGUACAAAGCUCCACAUCUGUCAGAAGUAUGUCAAGGGCACCUGCAGCUCUGGGGUGGAAUGCUCCAGGUCACAUGACUUCUACGAGCCCCACCCACUGAAGACCCUUCAGGGGAGAGGAAUACCCCCUCACCUCAUCGCUUUCAUGCUGUCUGUCUACCAGAACAUACAAGCCUUGAAAAUUGCUAAUAAUCCAAAAAAGGGUCGUGACCCCAGUCCAGAGAAAACUGACAUUUGCGUCUACUUUGUGAAAGGCAGCUGCAAAUUUGGAGACAAGUGCAGAAGACUUCAUUUCAACAUGCCGUACAAAUGGGAAGUAAAGACUCCUCAAGGCUGGUCUACUCUGUCGGACAACGAGGAGGUUGAGAAAGAUUUCUGUAACCCAUGCAAAACAUACAGUCGGGGGAUUGAGCCUGUGUGCUUUGACACGAUGACGCGAGGACUGUCCAAAGUAAGGCGUCUGUCUACUGUGUCCUCUGUGCUGCAACCCACCCUCUUUCUUACUACCAAAUGGGCCUGGUACUGGGAGGACGAGUAUGGGAACUGGGUCCAGUAUGCAUCGUCGAAUGGGGGGUACAAACCUGCAUCGAUCACUAGUGAAGUUCUAGAACAGGAGUAUCUGAAGGACAGCGCUACUGUUGUGGAGUUUACUGCAGGCUCGCAGUCAUAUCAACUUAAUUUCCAAGACAUGAUCCAGAAAAACAAACAAUAUGGCACCAAAAAACUGGUCCAAAGGCGACCUGUUUUUAUGUCUUCUACGGACAUACAGAAAAUCAAAACAAGCAAAACAGUGCACAGGCAACCCAAUUCCAAAGCCUUACCAGCGCACUGGGAUAAGUCCCAGGUCACAGACACAGGAUACAAGAAAAUCACUCUGCUCCCUUCCUGGAGUGAGUACAAGGAAAUCCUGGCUCUCUUCAGGAAAACCAUGUUGGGCUUCAGCAUACGUCAAAUUGAAAGGAUUCAGAACAAGGCCUUAUGGGAAGUUUUCCAGUGGCAGAAAGAACUGAUGAAAAAAAACAAUGGCGGAAGAGAUUGUGAGAAACUCCUUUUCCACGGAACCGACUCCAAACACGUGGAUGCCAUCUGCCAGCAGAACUUCGACUGGAGGAUCUGCGGGACACACGGGACGGCCUACGGCAAAGGUAGCUACUUUGCCCGGGAUGCAAAAUAUUCACAUGGUUACACCAAGUCCUCAGGAAACAGGACGAUGUUUGUGUGCCGCGUGCUGGUGGGGGAGUACACCGAGGGGGACUCCAGCUACCUUCGGCCGCCCUCGAAAGACGGCGGCGACGUCCAUUUCUACGACAGCUGCGUGGAUGACAUCUACAAUCCCUCCAUCUACGUGGUGUUCGAGAAACACCAGGUGUACCCUGAAUACCUCAUCCAGUACUAUGAGGACAUGUGUCAUCCACAUGGUGCCUAUAAUAACUACUCAAAUGUACCACUGAGGCCAAGAGCAGCUCCGCAGCCAGCCCCCAGUGCAGCACAUUAUCCUUCAUACUCAAGCAUAAACUCAAGUGCCAGUAUAAGUUCCUCUGACUCAAACAGCUCCUGUGUCAUCAGUUGAUUCUUCUGUUUGUGCAGACUUACUAAAAUCUAAUGGCAAUGAGGGUUUAAGCUGCAUGUGUAGCAGAAAGGCUGGAUCUAACCAAUUCACUACAGGAAAUCCUGUGUAUGUCUAAUUAUUUGCAUUUUUUUAACUUCUACUUUAAGUAAUCGGUUUGGUGGUAUUUUAAAGAUUUCAUAUGUCGUGAUCUUCAAAAAUCUGUGCAUCCCAGACGCUAGAUGUCUAGCAAACAUGUGCCUUACAGAUAUCCACAAACCAACAGGUGAAAAACUGCAAAAAUAGACACUAAUCCAUAUGAACUGCUGUUAUAGCUGCUGGAAUUUAUUAAACUAUGUUUCUUUAUAAAAAUAAUUUUGGCUUGCAGGUAAAAUAACAUGUCGCAAUGGAAUUAUAUCCCUUUUCACCAAAACUGUACCUUUGGAAUGUUACGAAUCUUACUUUUUAGAAUAGAAUUUGUUUUAUUUCCAUGUUAAUAUGGUUUAGGAAGUACAACGUCGUGUUUAUGAAAUGGGAGGAGACCUUAAUCAUGUCAGCGCUGCUAAAUGGCACUAAAUUAACCAAAAUGUCUGUUUUACUAUGGUGCACAUAAAUUUAUAUUUGACCUUCAUCAAGAAAAUUGGGUGGAGCUAAGUUUACAGCUGUUGUUUUGCAUCAUCCCUAGAUAACAUCUUUUGGGUUUAUUCCUGAAGAUAUUUGUUAUUUUGAUUUAUUCUGGAAUAUAUGGAGAAAGUUAAGGUAAAAUAUACAUUUAUACUUAUCAAUUUGCAUGAACAUUUAUGUAAUUCAGGGCAGUGAGAUGAGGUGGUACCAAACUGUGUUGUUGCACAUUUUGAUUAUUUUUACAGUGCUUUCAGAUUUCUUUGAUGGAAAAUGUAACUGUGGUGAAUAAGAAUUGAAUAUACAUUUUUCUUUGCUGGGAACCCCUAAAAUAAUCAACCUAUACGACUGGAGGAUAUUGCACUCCAGAGUAUAUCUUAAGCUAGGAUUAAUCGAAAUGCAGAUUUACUGUAAAAGAAGUCCAACAUCUUCACCUUCAACAGUGUUUCUACGGAGUGAGACAUUACCAGUGUCCUACCAGACACAAGCUACCAAAUCCUGCGUGGUUCAGUCAUUAAGGCUAAAAAUGAGUUGGAACCAAAUUUCUGGAAGGAAAUUUGUUCUGUUUAUCAAAUCAUGUCUAGGCCAUUUUAUGUCAUUUUUUUAAACAACAAUGGUUGUUUAAAAAAAUGGUUACAUAUUUGUCCUAAAGGGUAUUAUAUUUUCCUUAUUAGCGUUGAUUGUGUUUCCUGUAGGAUAAAUAAAGCAUAUAACUUAAAGUAA
Molecule: messenger RNA, 3472 nt
Organism: Brienomyrus brachyistius
Lineage: Eukaryota; Metazoa; Chordata; Actinopteri; Osteoglossiformes; Mormyridae
Exons: 12
Coding region: 128-2152 (674 amino acids)
Molecular function (GO): NAD+ poly-ADP-ribosyltransferase activity; metal ion binding
Source: RefSeq, a predicted model, not a curated record